AAGUUUUUGCUCUCUCUCUGUCAUUUCGGUCUUCUACAUUUUGUGUACGUUUUCGUGGUUUUCACGUUUCGUGUGCGAUCGAACCUUAUUUAUCGACCAAAACCAUUUUUUAGUUCAUCGCAAAUUUAGGAAUCGUAAUACAUUAUGGGUAAACCUCGUGGUAUUCGUACGGCACGUAAACAUGUGAAUCAUCGUCGUGUUCAAAAGUGGGCCGACAAAGACUACAAAAAAGCACAUUUGGGAACAAGAUGGAAGGCCAAUCCUUUCGGAGGAGCUUCUCACGCUAAAGGAAUUGUUUUAGAAAAAGUUGGAGUUGAAGCUAAGCAGCCUAACUCUGCUAUUCGUAAGUGUGUCCGAGUACAACUUAUCAAGAAUGGUAAGAAAAUCACAGCUUUCGUACCCAGAGAUGGUUGUUUAAAUUAUAUUGAAGAAAAUGACGAAGUAUUGGUAGCUGGAUUCGGUAGGAAAGGUCAUGCUGUAGGAGAUAUUCCCGGGGUUCGUUUCAAGGUAGUCAAAGUAGCAAAUGUUUCAUUACUUGCUUUAUACAAAGAAAAGAAGGAGAGACCAAGGUCUUAAAAACUUAAUUUUGUGGAUUUUUAUUAUUAUGAAUAAAUAAAAACAAUUUCUAAAAGUGAUA
Molecule: messenger RNA, 637 nt
Organism: Melanaphis sacchari
Lineage: Eukaryota; Metazoa; Arthropoda; Insecta; Hemiptera; Aphididae
Gene: RpS23
Product: 40S ribosomal protein S23
Exons: 4
Coding region: 145-576 (143 amino acids)
Biological process (GO): translation
Cellular component (GO): cytosolic small ribosomal subunit; ribosome
Molecular function (GO): structural constituent of ribosome
Source: RefSeq, a predicted model, not a curated record